Messenger RNA from Peromyscus leucopus (white-footed mouse), 14385 nucleotides. It is a transcript of the gene Dync1h1, whose product is annotated as dynein cytoplasmic 1 heavy chain 1. Bases 207 to 14144 code for a protein of 4645 amino acids. The record is from RefSeq and is a predicted model, not a curated record. Lineage: Eukaryota; Metazoa; Chordata; Mammalia; Rodentia; Cricetidae. Gene Ontology annotation, molecular function: ATP binding; ATP hydrolysis activity; dynein light intermediate chain binding. Gene Ontology annotation, cellular component: dynein complex. Gene Ontology annotation, biological process: microtubule-based movement. The transcript is spliced from 78 exons.
GGUGGCUGCAGCCAGCGGGCGGGGCGGGGCCGGCGGGAGCGGCGGCCUUUAGGGCGGAGCCGGCUCCGCUGUCCGCAGUCGGCCGCGGGCUAGCGGACACGGCGUCUUCGGGCUCCUGUUCCUCUCGCUCUCUGCUUCCUUGCGCCGGGCGGUGACCGUCCUUCUCGACUUUCUCUCUUUCUCUCUCUCCCUUCCGCGGAUCCGCCAUGUCGGAGCCGGGCGGCGGCGGCGAGGACGGCUCGGCCGGCCUGGAGGUGUCGGCGGUGCAGAAUGUGGCGGACGUGGCGGUGCUGCAGAAGCACCUGCGCAAGCUGGUGCCGCUGCUGCUGGAGGACGGCGGCGACGCGCCGGCCGCGCUGGAGGCGGCGCUGGAGGAGAAGAGCGCCCUGGAGCAGAUGCGCAAGUUCCUGUCAGACCCGCAGGUCCACACGGUCCUGGUGGAGCGCUCCACCCUCAAAGAGGAUGUUGGUGAUGAAGGAGAAGAGGAGAAAGAAUUCAUUUCCUAUAACAUCAACAUAGACAUUCAUUACGGGGUCAAAUCCAAUAGCUUGGCAUUCAUCAAGCGAACUCCUGUGAUUGAUGCAGAUAAGCCAGUGUCUUCCCAGCUCCGAGUCCUCACUCUUAGUGAAGACUCACCCUAUGAAACACUGCAUUCUUUCAUCAGCAAUGCAGUGGCUCCUUUUUUCAAGUCCUACAUCAGAGAGUCUGGCAAGGCAGACAGGGAUGGUGAUAAGAUGGCUCCUUCAGUUGAAAAAAAGAUUGCAGAACUUGAGAUGGGACUCCUUCACCUGCAGCAAAAUAUUGAGAUCCCAGAGAUCAGCUUGCCUAUUCAUCCCAUUAUCACGAACGUUGCAAAGCAGUGCUAUGAGCGUGGAGAAAAGCCCAAAGUUACAGAUUUUGGUGAUAAGGUUGAAGACCCAACUUUUCUUAACCAAUUACAGUCUGGAGUUAAUCGGUGGAUCCGAGAAAUUCAAAAGGUGACCAAACUCGAUCGAGAUCCUGCGUCGGGAACUGCCUUGCAAGAAAUCAGCUUUUGGCUAAACUUGGAACGUGCACUGUACCGCAUCCAGGAGAAACGGGAGAGCCCUGAGGUCCUCCUGACUCUGGACAUCUUGAAGCAUGGCAAACGUUUCCACGCCACUGUCAGUUUUGACACUGACACAGGUCUCAAGCAGGCAUUGGAAACAGUGAAUGACUACAAUCCUCUGAUGAAAGAUUUCCCUCUAAAUGACUUGCUCUCUGCCACUGAGCUGGACAAAAUAAGGCAGGCACUUGUUGCAAUUUUCACACAUCUGAGGAAGAUCCGAAACACAAAAUACCCCAUUCAGCGGGCACUGCGUCUUGUGGAGGCAAUUUCCAGAGACUUGAGUUCUCAGCUGCUCAAAGUCUUGGGCACUAGGAAGCUGAUGCAUGUAGCUUAUGAAGAAUUUGAAAAAGUCAUGGUGGCUUGCUUCGAAGUCUUCCAGACGUGGGAUGAUGAGUAUGAGAAGCUCCAAGUGCUGCUGAGAGACAUUGUCAAGAGGAAGAGGGAAGAGAACCUGAAGAUGGUGUGGCGCAUCAACCCUGCUCACAGGAAGCUUCAGGCGCGGCUUGACCAGAUGAGAAAGUUCCGACGCCAGCAUGAGCAGCUGAGAGCGGUCAUUGUCAGGGUCCUGAGGCCACAGGUCACAGCAGUUGCACAACAGAACCAGGGAGAGGCACCUGAACCCCAAGACAUGAAGGUGGCUGAAGUCCUCUUUGAUGCUGCAGAUGCCAAUGCUAUCGAGGAGGUGAACCUGGCCUAUGAGAAUGUCAAGGAAGUGGAUGGGCUGGAUGUUUCCAAAGAAGGUACAGAGGCUUGGGAGGCUGCCAUGAAGAGAUACGAUGAGAGGAUCGACCGUGUGGAGACCCGCAUCACUGCCCGCCUUCGAGAUCAGCUCGGCACAGCCAAGAAUGCCAACGAGAUGUUUAGGAUUUUCUCCAGGUUCAAUGCACUGUUCGUUCGCCCACACAUCCGAGGGGCCAUCCGAGAAUACCAGACCCAGCUGAUCCAGCGUGUAAAAGAUGACAUCGAAUCUCUGCACGACAAGUUCAAGGUCCAGUACCCUCAAAGCCAAGCUUGUAAAAUGAGUCAUGUCCGUGACUUGCCUCCUGUGUCAGGGUCUAUCAUCUGGGCUAAACAGAUUGACAGACAGCUCACUGCCUACAUGAAGAGAGUGGAAGAUGUCCUGGGCAAAGGCUGGGAGAACCACGUGGAAGGGCAGAAGCUGAAGCAGGAUGGAGACAGCUUUCGAAUGAAGCUCAACACCCAGGAGAUCUUCGAUGACUGGGCAAGGAAGGUUCAGCAGCGCAACCUUGGUGUCUCGGGGCGCAUCUUCACCAUUGAGAGUGCUCGUGUGCGGGGUCGCACUGGGAACGUGCUCAAGCUGAAGGUGAACUUCCUUCCAGAGAUCAUAACUCUGUCCAAAGAAGUGCGAAACCUCAAGUGGCUUGGCUUCCGUGUGCCACUUGCAAUUGUGAACAAGGCUCACCAAGCCAACCAACUCUACCCAUUUGCCAUCUCACUGAUUGAAAGUGUCCGCACUUACGAACGUACCUGUGAGAAGGUGGAGGAGCGUAACACCAUCUCGCUCUUGGUGGCCGGCUUGAAAAAGGAGGUGCAGGCCUUGAUCGCAGAAGGCAUUGCCUUGGUGUGGGAGUCCUACAAACUCGACCCCUACGUGCAGCGCCUGGCAGAGACGGUGUUCAACUUCCAGGAGAAGGUGGACGAUCUCCUGAUAAUUGAGGAAAAAAUAGACCUGGAAGUCCGUUCCUUGGAAACCUGCAUGUAUGACCACAAGACCUUCUCCGAAAUCUUGAACCGAGUUCAGAAAGCAGUGGACGACCUCAACCUGCACUCCUAUUCCAACCUGCCCAUCUGGGUCAACAAGCUGGACAUGGAGAUCGAAAGGAUCCUGGGUGUUCGUCUGCAAGCUGGACUCAGAGCUUGGACCCAGGUUCUGCUUGGACAAGCAGAAGAUAAAGCAGAAGUUGACAUGGAUACAGACGCUCCACAAGUUAGUCACAAGCCUGGGGGAGAGCCAAAGAUCAAAAACGUUGUUCAUGAGCUAAGAAUAACAAACCAGGUAAUCUAUUUGAAUCCACCCAUCGAAGAGUGCAGGUACAAGCUAUACCAGGAGAUGUUCGCCUGGAAGAUGGUUGUGCUGUCCCUGCCCAGGAUCCAGAGUCAGAGGUACCAGGUGGGCGUGCAUUAUGAAUUGACUGAGGAAGAGAAGUUCUAUCGGAAUGCAUUGACACGCAUGCCCGAUGGCCCUGUCGCCCUGGAAGAGUCAUACUCGGCGGUCAUGGGCAUUGUGACUGAAGUUGAGCAGUAUGUUAAGGUCUGGCUUCAGUACCAGUGCUUAUGGGACAUGCAGGCGGAGAACAUCUACAACAGGCUUGGGGAAGACCUCAACAAGUGGCAGGCCCUCCUGGUCCAGAUAAGGAAGGCCAGAGGGACCUUCGACAACGCAGAGACCAAGAAAGAGUUUGGACCUGUGGUGAUCGAUUACGGCAAGGUCCAGUCCAAGGUGAACUUGAAGUAUGACUCCUGGCAUAAGGAGGUGCUCAGCAAAUUUGGGCAGAUGCUGGGGUCCAACAUGACGGAAUUCCAUUCCCAGAUCUCAAAGUCUCGCCAAGAGCUGGAGCAGCACUCUGUGGACACGGCCAGUACCUCUGACGCAGUGACCUUCAUCACCUAUGUGCAGUCUCUAAAACGCAAGAUCAAGCAGUUUGAGAAGCAAGUGGAACUCUACCGCAAUGGGCAGCGGCUGCUGGAAAAACAAAGGUUCCAGUUCCCACCUUCUUGGCUUUACAUUGACAACAUCGAGGGUGAGUGGGGGGCCUUCAAUGACAUCAUGCGCCGGAAGGACUCUGCCAUUCAGCAACAGGUGGCAAACCUGCAAAUGAAGAUCGUGCAGGAGGACCGAGCUGUGGAAAGCCGCACCACCGAUCUGUUGACAGACUGGGAGAAGACCAAACCCGUCACGGGCAAUUUGCGCCCCGAGGAGGCUCUUCAGGCCCUGACCAUAUACGAAGGGAAGUUUGGCCGGCUGAAGGAUGACAGAGAGAAAUGUGCAAAGGCCAAGGAAGCGCUGGAACUGACAGACACGGGACUCCUCAGUGGCAGUGAAGAGCGUGUACAGGUGGCCUUGGAGGAAUUACAGGACCUCAAAGGUGUUUGGUCAGAGCUUUCUAAGGUCUGGGAACAAAUUGAUCAAAUGAAGGAGCAACCAUGGGUCUCAGUUCAGCCUCGUAAGCUUCGACAGAACUUAGAUGGCCUCUUGAACCAGCUGAAGAACUUCCCUGCGCGGCUUCGGCAGUACGCCUCCUAUGAGUUUGUUCAGAGGCUGCUGAAAGGCUACAUGAAGAUUAACAUGCUGGUAAUUGAACUGAAGUCUGAGGCGCUUAAAGACCGGCAUUGGAAACAGCUGAUGAAGAGGCUUCACGUGAACUGGGUGGUUUCUGAGCUGACCCUGGGCCAGAUCUGGGAUGUUGACCUCCAGAAGAAUGAAGCUGUUGUCAAGGAUGUACUGCUGGUGGCACAAGGGGAGAUGGCUUUGGAGGAAUUUUUGAAGCAGAUACGGGAAGUGUGGAAUACAUACGAACUGGACUUAGUCAACUAUCAGAACAAGUGCCGCCUGAUCCGAGGCUGGGAUGAUCUCUUCAACAAGGUCAAGGAGCACAUCAACAGCGUGUCCGCCAUGAAGCUCUCUCCAUACUAUAAGGUGUUUGAAGAAGAUGCCCUGAGCUGGGAAGACAAGCUGAACCGGAUCAUGGCCCUCUUCGACGUGUGGAUUGAUGUGCAGAGGCGCUGGGUCUACUUGGAGGGCAUCUUCACAGGCAGUGCGGACAUCAAACAUCUGCUGCCCGUGGAAACCCAGCGCUUCCAGAGUAUCAGCACAGAGUUUUUGGCUCUGAUGAAAAAAGUCUCCAAGUCUCCACUUGUGAUGGAUGUUCUGAACAUACAGGGAGUACAGCGGUCUCUGGAGCGGUUGGCAGACCUGCUCGGAAAGAUCCAGAAAGCCUUGGGGGAAUACCUAGAACGAGAGCGGUCGUCUUUCCCCAGGUUCUACUUUGUGGGUGACGAAGAUCUGCUUGAAAUCAUUGGAAAUAGCAAGAAUGUCGCUAAGUUGCAGAAGCACUUCAAGAAAAUGUUCGCUGGCGUUUCCAGCAUCAUCUUAAAUGAGGACAACUCUGUGGUCCUUGGCAUUUCAUCUCGAGAAGGAGAGGAGGUUAUGUUUAAAACUCCAGUGUCCAUCACUGAACACCCCAAAAUCAAUGAGUGGCUCACUCUGGUGGAAAAGGAAAUGAGAGUCACCCUGGCUAAACUUCUGGCAGAGUCCGUUACAGAAGUGGAGAUUUUUGGAAAAGCAACCUCAAUUGACCCAAAUACCUAUAUUACUUGGAUUGAUAAAUACCAGGCCCAGUUAGUGGUAUUGUCAGCCCAAAUAGCCUGGUCUGAAAACGUGGAGAAUGCGCUAAGCAGCGUCGGGGGAGGUGGUGAUGUGGCCCCCUUACAGUCCGUGCUGAGCAAUGUGGAGGUCACCCUCAACGUGUUAGCAGACUCUGUCCUCAUGGAGCAGCCCCCUCUCCGAAGACGGAAGCUGGAGCACUUGAUCACAGAGUUGGUUCACCAAAGAGAUGUUACCAGAUCCUUGAUCAAAAGCAAAAUCGACAACGCCAAGUCUUUUGAAUGGCUCAGCCAGAUGCGGUUUUACUUUGACCCUAAGCAGACUGACGUGCUCCAGCAGCUAUCCAUUCAGAUGGCAAACGCCAAGUUUAACUAUGGCUUUGAGUACCUGGGCGUUCAGGACAAGCUGGUCCAGACACCCCUCACUGACCGCUGCUAUUUGACAAUGACACAGGCCUUGGAGGCCAGGCUUGGGGGCUCUCCAUUUGGACCUGCUGGAACUGGGAAGACUGAGUCCGUCAAAGCCCUUGGCCAUCAGCUGGGGCGCUUUGUCCUGGUCUUCAAUUGUGAUGAGACCUUCGAUUUCCAAGCGAUGGGACGGAUCUUUGUGGGGCUUUGCCAGGUGGGCGCCUGGGGCUGCUUUGAUGAGUUUAACCGCCUGGAGGAGCGGAUGCUCUCGGCCGUGUCCCAGCAGGUGCAGUGCAUACAAGAGGCACUCCGGGAGCACUCCAACCCCAACUAUGAUAAGACCUCCGCCCCCAUUACCUGUGAGCUGCUGAACAAACAGGUCAAGGUUAGCCCAGACAUGGCUAUCUUCAUCACCAUGAACCCAGGCUACGCAGGCCGCUCAAACCUCCCUGACAACCUCAAGAAGCUGUUCCGGAGCUUGGCCAUGACCAAGCCUGACCGGCAGCUGAUCGCCCAGGUCAUGCUGUACUCACAGGGCUUCCGGACUGCUGAGGUCCUCGCCAACAAAAUCGUCCCGUUCUUUAAACUCUGUGAUGAGCAGCUGUCUUCUCAAAGCCAUUAUGACUUUGGUCUUCGGGCUUUGAAGAGUGUGCUCGUGAGUGCAGGCAAUGUGAAGAGGGAGAGGAUCCAGAAGAUAAAGAGGGAGAAAGAAGAAAGGGGGGAAGCGGUUGAUGAAGGAGAGAUCGCUGAGAAUCUGCCUGAGCAGGAGAUUCUGAUCCAGAGUGUCUGCGAGACCAUGGUGCCCAAGCUGGUGGCAGAAGACAUCCCGCUGCUCUUCAGCCUCCUGUCGGAUGUGUUCCCUGGAGUUCAGUACCACCGUGGGGAGAUGACGGCCCUGCGGGAGGAGCUGAAGAAAGUGUGUCAGGAGAUGUACUUGACUUACGGCGAUGGAGAAGAAGUCGGAGGGAUGUGGGUUGAAAAGGUUCUGCAGCUCUAUCAGAUCACCCAGAUUAACCAUGGCCUGAUGAUGGUUGGGCCUUCCGGAAGUGGAAAGAGCAUGGCUUGGCGUGUGCUGCUGAAGGCUCUGGAGAGGCUUGAGGGUGUGGAGGGUGUGGCCCACAUAAUUGACCCCAAAGCCAUCAGCAAAGACCACCUCUACGGAACCUUGGACCCCAACACCAGGGAGUGGACCGAUGGACUCUUCACACAUGUGCUGAGAAAGAUCAUAGACAAUGUGAGAGGUGAGCUGCAGAAGCGCCAGUGGAUUGUCUUUGACGGUGACGUGGACCCCGAGUGGGUGGAGAACCUGAACUCUGUGCUAGACGACAACAAGCUCUUGACCCUGCCUAAUGGAGAGCGCCUCAGCCUGCCACCCAACGUACGAAUAAUGUUUGAAGUGCAGGACUUGAAAUACGCAACCCUGGCCACAGUGUCGCGCUGCGGCAUGGUGUGGUUCAGUGAGGAUGUGCUGAGCACAGACAUGAUCUUCAAUAACUUCCUGGCCAGGCUGCGCAGCAUCCCCCUGGAUGAAGGGGAGGACGAGGCACAGCGGAGGCGAAAAGGCAAAGAAGACGAGGGCGAAGAGGCCGCUUCUCCAAUGCUACAGAUUCAAAGAGAUGCAGCCACGAUUAUGCAGCCGUACUUCACGUCCAAUGGCUUGGUCACCAAGGCCCUGGAGCAUGCCUUCAAGCUGGAGCACAUCAUGGACCUGACCCGCCUGCGCUGCCUCGGCUCGCUCUUCUCCAUGCUGCACCAGGCCUGCCGCAACGUGGCACAGUACAACGCCAACCAUCCCGACUUCCCCAUGCAGAUUGAGCAGCUGGAACGCUACAUUCAGCGCUAUCUGGUCUAUGCCAUCCUCUGGUCCCUGUCUGGAGACAGCCGUCUGAAAAUGAGAGCAGAGCUGGGCGAGUACAUCAGACGGAUCACCACCGUGCCGCUGCCCACGGCACCCAACAUCCCCAUCAUUGAUUAUGAAGUGUCCAUCAGUGGAGAGUGGUCGCCGUGGCAGGCCAAGGUGCCUCAGAUUGAAGUGGAGACACACAAGGUAGCAGCCCCAGAUGUCGUCGUGCCGACUCUAGACACAGUCCGCCACGAAGCUCUCUUGUAUACUUGGCUGGCUGAACACAAGCCCCUGGUUUUAUGCGGCCCUCCUGGAUCUGGCAAGACUAUGACACUGUUCAGUGCCCUCCGGGCCUUGCCGGACAUGGAGGUCGUGGGCCUUAACUUUUCAAGCGCCACUACCCCAGAGCUGCUGCUGAAGACUUUUGACCACUACUGCGAGUACAGGCGCACACCGAACGGCGUCGUCCUGGCUCCUGUUCAACUUGGAAAGUGGCUGGUCUUGUUCUGUGACGAGAUCAACUUGCCAGAUAUGGAUAAAUAUGGCACCCAGAGGGUCAUCUCCUUCAUCAGACAGAUGGUGGAGCAUGGAGGCUUCUAUCGUACCUCAGACCAGACGUGGGUAAAGCUAGAGAGAAUCCAGUUUGUCGGGGCUUGCAAUCCACCCACGGACCCUGGGAGAAAGCCCCUCUCACACAGGUUCUUACGCCACGUGCCUGUCGUCUAUGUGGAUUACCCAGGACCGGCCUCCCUGACACAGAUCUAUGGCACCUUCAACCGAGCCAUGCUGAGGCUCAUUCCCUCGCUCCGCACCUAUGCAGAACCCCUCACCGCUGCCAUGGUGGAGUUCUAUACCAUGUCACAGGAGAGGUUCACUCAGGAUACGCAGCCACACUAUAUCUAUUCACCCCGUGAGAUGACUAGGUGGGUGAGAGGCAUCUUUGAAGCCCUGAGGCCCCUGGAGACAUUGCCUGUUGAAGGCCUCAUUCGCAUUUGGGCACACGAAGCCCUGCGUCUCUUCCAAGACAGACUUGUGGAGGACGAAGAGCGGCGCUGGACGGAUGAGAACAUCGACAUGGUUGCUCUGAAGCACUUCCCGAACAUAGACAAAGAGAAGGCCAUGAGCCGGCCUAUUCUGUACAGCAACUGGCUGUCCAAGGAUUACAUCCCAGUAGACCAAGAAGAGCUAAGAGACUAUGUCAAGGCUCGGCUAAAGGUCUUCUAUGAAGAAGAACUGGAUGUUCCCUUGGUCUUGUUCAAUGAAGUGCUGGACCAUGUGCUCAGGAUUGACAGAAUAUUCCGACAGCCUCAAGGUCAUUUGCUUCUGAUUGGUGUUAGUGGAGCUGGCAAAACCACCCUGUCUCGUUUUGUCGCCUGGAUGAAUGGCUUGAGCGUGUACCAGAUUAAGGUCCACAGGAAGUACACAGGGGAAGACUUUGAUGAAGAUCUGAGGACAGUGCUGAGACGUUCUGGCUGUAAAAAUGAAAAGAUAGCGUUCAUAAUGGACGAGUCCAAUGUCCUGGAUUCUGGGUUCCUGGAGCGAAUGAAUACCCUUCUGGCCAAUGGGGAGGUUCCGGGGCUCUUUGAAGGGGAUGAGUACGCCACACUGAUGACUCAGUGCAAAGAGGGGGCCCAGAAGGAAGGCCUGAUGCUGGACUCGCACGAGGAGCUCUACAAGUGGUUCACCAGCCAGGUGAUCCGCAACCUGCACGUGGUGUUCACCAUGAACCCGUCCUCGGAGGGGCUCAAGGACCGGGCAGCCACGUCACCGGCCCUUUUCAACAGGUGUGUGCUGAAUUGGUUUGGUGACUGGUCCACUGAAGCGCUGUAUCAGGUCGGCAAAGAAUUCACCAGUAAAAUGGACCUGGAGAAGCCCAACUAUAUAGUCCCUGACUACAUGCCAGUGGUGUACGACAAGCUGCCGCAGCCCCCGACACACCGGGAAGCCAUCGUGAACAGCUGUGUGUUCGUCCAUCAGACUCUUCACCAGGCCAACGCACGCCUGGCAAAGCGAGGAGGGAGAACGAUGGCCAUCACGCCCCGGCACUACCUGGACUUCAUCAACCACUACGCCAACCUCUUCCACGAGAAGCGCAGCGAGCUGGAGGAGCAGCAGAUGCACCUGAAUGUCGGGCUCCGGAAAAUCAAAGAAACCGUCGACCAGGUGGAAGAACUGCGCCGGGACUUGAGGAUCAAGAGCCAAGAGCUGGAAGUGAAGAACGCGGCCGCCAACGACAAGCUGAAGAAAAUGGUGAAGGACCAGCAAGAGGCUGAAAAGAAAAAGGUCAUGAGCCAGGAAAUCCAGGAGCAGCUGCACAAGCAGCAGGAGGUCAUCGCAGACAAGCAGAUGAGCGUCAAGGAGGACCUUGAUAAGGUGGAGCCUGCCGUCAUUGAGGCCCAGAAUGCUGUGAAGUCCAUCAAGAAGCAGCACCUGGUGGAGGUGAGGUCCAUGGCCAACCCUCCUGCUGCUGUGAAGCUGGCGCUGGAGUCCAUCUGCCUGCUGCUGGGCGAGAGCACCACAGACUGGAAGCAGAUCCGCUCCAUCAUCAUGAGGGAGAACUUCAUUCCCACCAUCGUCAACUUCUCGGCGGAGGAGAUCAGUGAUGCCAUAAGGGAGAAGAUGAAGAAAAACUACAUGUCCAACCCCAGUUAUAACUAUGAAAUUGUCAACCGCGCUUCCCUGGCUUGCGGCCCCAUGGUGAAGUGGGCAAUUGCCCAGCUGAAUUAUGCAGACAUGUUAAAGAGAGUGGAGCCCCUGAGAAAUGAGCUGCAGAAGCUGGAAGACGAUGCCAAGGACAACCAGCAGAAAGCCAAUGAGGUGGAGCAGAUGAUCCGGGAUCUGGAGGCCAGCAUCGCCCGCUACAAGGAGGAGUACGCAGUCCUCAUCUCAGAGGCCCAGGCCAUCAAGGCAGACCUGGCAGCUGUCGAAGCAAAAGUAAACCGGAGCACUGCGCUUCUCAAGAGCUUAUCUGCUGAAAGGGAGCGUUGGGAAAAGACAAGUGAGACUUUCAAGAACCAGAUGUCCACCAUUGCUGGCGACUGCCUCCUGUCCGCGGCCUUCAUUGCUUACGCAGGGUACUUUGACCAGCAGAUGCGCCAGAACUUGUUCACCACCUGGUCUCAUCACUUACAGCAAGCCAACAUCCAGUUCCGCACAGACAUCGCCAGGACAGAGUAUCUCUCCAACGCUGACGAGCGCCUCCGCUGGCAAGCCAGCUCCUUACCUGCUGACGACCUGUGCACAGAGAACGCCAUCAUGCUAAAGCGGUUCAAUAGGUACCCACUGAUCAUUGACCCCUCGGGACAGGCCACAGAAUUCAUCAUGAAUGAGUAUAAGGACCGGAAGAUCACAAGGACCAGCUUCUUGGAUGAUGCCUUCCGGAAGAAUUUGGAGAGUGCCCUGAGAUUUGGCAAUCCCCUUCUCGUCCAGGACGUGGAGAGCUAUGAUCCGGUCUUGAAUCCAGUGCUGAACCGCGAGGUCCGACGGACAGGAGGGAGAGUGCUGAUCACCCUCGGUGACCAGGACAUCGACCUGUCACCGUCCUUUGUCAUCUUCCUGUCUACCCGAGACCCAACCGUGGAGUUCCCACCAGAUCUCUGCUCCCGGGUCACCUUCGUGAACUUCACAGUCACACGGAGCAGUUUACAGAGCCAGUGUCUCAAUGAAGUGCUAAAAGCAGAAAGGCCCGACGUGGAUGAGAAGCGCUCUGACCUCCUGAAACUACAAGGGGAGUUCCAGCUGCGUCUACGGCAGCUGGAAAAGUCUCUGCUGCAAGCUCUCAACGAGGUGAAAGGCCGCAUUCUGGAUGACGACACCAUCAUAACCACCCUGGAAAAUCUCAAGCGGGAAGCUGCCGAGGUCACCAGAAAAGUGGAGGAGACAGACAUCGUCAUGCAGGAGGUGGAGACCGUGUCCCAGCAGUACCUGCCACUGUCCACUGCUUGCAGCAGCAUCUACUUCACCAUGGAGUCCUUGAAGCAGGUUCACUUCCUCUAUCAGUACUCACUACAGUUCUUCCUGGACAUCUACCACAAUGUGCUGUACGAGAACCCGAACCUGAAGGGCGCCACAGACCACACGCAGCGCCUCUCCGUCAUAACCAAGGACCUCUUCCAGGUGGCAUUUAACCGAGUGGCUCGAGGCAUGCUGCAUCAGGACCACAUCACCUUCGCCAUGCUGCUGGCGAGGAUCAAGCUGAAAGGCACCAUGGGGGAGCCCACCUAUGAUGCAGAGUUCCAGCACUUCCUCAGAGGGAAGGAGAUUGUACUGAGUGCUGGCUCCACCCCCAAAAUCCAGGGUCUGACCGUGGAGCAGGCGGAAGCAGUUGUGAGGUUGAGCUGUCUGCCUGCCUUUAAAGACCUGAUUGCCAAGGUUCAGGCAGAUGAGCAGUUCGGCAUUUGGCUGGACAGUAGUUCACCAGAGCAGACUGUGCCGUACCUCUGGAGCGAGGAAACACCUACAACUCCCAUCGGGCAGGCCAUCCACCGCCUACUCCUGAUUCAGGCUUUCCGGCCCGACCGCCUGCUGGCCAUGGCCCACAUGUUUGUUUCCACAAACCUCGGGGAGUCCUUCAUGUCCAUCAUGGAGCAGCCACUGGACCUCACCCACAUUGUGGGCACAGAGGUGAAGCCAAACACACCUGUCCUGAUGUGCUCUGUGCCUGGGUAUGAUGCCAGUGGGCAUGUCGAGGACCUGGCAGCUGAGCAGAACACACAGAUCACUUCUAUUGCCAUUGGCUCAGCUGAAGGCUUUAACCAAGCAGAUAAGGCAAUCAACACUGCUGUGAAGUCAGGCAGGUGGGUGAUGCUGAAGAAUGUGCAUCUGGCCCCAGGGUGGCUAAUGCAGCUGGAGAAGAAGCUGCACUCCCUGCAGCCCCACGCCUGCUUCCGACUUUUCCUCACCAUGGAGAUCAACCCCAAGGUGCCAGUGAACCUGCUCCGUGCAGGCCGAAUCUUUGUGUUUGAGCCACCACCUGGGGUGAAGGCCAACAUGCUGAGGACAUUCAGUAGCAUCCCCGUCUCUCGGAUAUGCAAGUCUCCGAAUGAGCGUGCCCGCUUGUAUUUCCUGCUGGCCUGGUUCCAUGCCAUCAUCCAAGAGCGCCUGCGCUAUGCUCCUCUGGGGUGGUCAAAGAAAUACGAGUUUGGAGAGUCGGACCUUCGAUCAGCUUGUGACACGGUGGACACGUGGCUGGAUGACACAGCCAAGGGCCGCCAGAACAUCUCACCUGAUAAGAUCCCAUGGUCUGCCCUGAAGACCUUGAUGGCCCAGUCCAUCUAUGGUGGCCGCGUGGACAAUGAGUUUGACCAGCGUCUGCUCAAUACCUUCCUGGAGCGGCUGUUCACAACCCGGAGUUUCGACAGUGAAUUCAAGCUGGCCUGCAAGGUUGAUGGGCACAAGGACAUCCAGAUGCCUGACGGUAUCAGGCGCGAGGAGUUUGUGCAGUGGGUGGAGCUGCUGCCUGACGCCCAGACGCCCUCGUGGCUGGGCCUGCCCAACAAUGCCGAGAGGGUCCUGCUUACCACUCAAGGUGUGGACAUGAUCAGUAAGAUGCUGAAGAUGCAGAUGCUGGAGGACGAGGAUGACCUGGCCUACGCGGAGACGGAGAAGAAGACAAGGACGGACUCCACAUCCGAUGGGCGUCCAGCCUGGAUGAGGACGCUGCACACCACAGCAUCUAACUGGCUGCACCUCAUCCCACAGACGCUGAGCCCACUUAAGCGCACGGUGGAGAACAUCAAGGACCCUCUGUUUAGGUUCUUUGAGAGAGAGGUGAAGAUGGGAGCCAAGUUACUCCAAGACGUGCGCCAGGACCUGGCUGAUGUGGUCCAAGUGUGCGAGGGGAAAAAGAAGCAGACCAACUACCUGCGCACACUCAUCAACGAGCUGGUGAAAGGGAUCUUGCCUCGGAGCUGGUCCCAUUACACGGUGCCGGCAGGCAUGACGGUGAUCCAGUGGGUGUCGGACUUCAGUGAGAGGGUCAAACAGCUGCAGAGCAUCUCACAGGCCGCCGCGUCCGGGGGGGCCAAGGAGCUAAAGAACAUCCACGUGUGCCUGGGGGGCCUGUUUGUGCCCGAGGCCUACAUCACUGCCACCAGACAAUAUGUAGCACAAGCCAACAGCUGGUCCCUGGAGGAGCUGUGCCUGGAAGUCAAUGUCACCGCCUCACAGAGUGCCUCCCUUGAUGCCUGCAGCUUUGGGGUCACGGGUCUGAAACUUCAGGGGGCCACAUGCAGCAACAACAAGCUCUCGCUCUCCAACGCCAUCUCCACCGUCCUCCCGCUGACGCAGCUCCGCUGGGUGAAGCAGACCAAUACCGAGAAGAAGGCUAAUGUGGUGACCUUGCCCGUCUACCUGAACUUCACUCGGGCAGACCUUAUCUUCACCGUGGACUUUGAAAUUGCUACAAAGGAAGACCCUCGAAGCUUCUACGAGCGUGGAGUUGCAGUUCUGUGCACAGAGUAAAGCUAGACUUUUCUCGGAUCCUCUUUCUGGAAUAGUAAAACCCUGUAUUUAACAUUCAUUCAUCCUUAAAUGUUGGGGAAGUUUGAUGGACUGUGAAAAGAAAGUGGUUGGUCUGCGCUGGAGAAAGUGAGGGGCUGUGGUGGGAGCGGAGAGCUGUGGUGGGGACGGAAAGAUGAAAGCGUGUUGUUUCUAGACGGCUAUGGAACGGCUUGUUUUGUUAUAAAACACUAAGCAUGACAGG